GUCGCCUUCUUUACCCCACUCAACAUCAUACCUUUAAGGUGAAGUCAUGGUGACCCAACAGCAAAGGUUUUUUAAAGACGAGAUGUUUGCAUCAUUGUUGGGUGACGCUAUAUGGUUUUGUUGAGCCCAUUAUCCCAGUGCUUAUUAAAUAUAAACCACAAAUGUGAGGUUUCCACUCUUGACUCUCGUACUUUUGAGCACUUUGAACAUCAAAACACUCUAUCAAACACCACCACCAUGUCAUCCAACAACCAGGAAAACCAAGCCUACCAAGACAGGGACCAAGUCCCAACAACCUAUUCGGAACCCGCCCACAACACCCGAUCCCAAAACCCCAUGCCAGACGAAAAACCUUUAUCGCAGACUGCAACAAAGGAGGAUGAGAUUAUUACUUAUGGAGGUCGGCAGGGGUUUGCGAGUAUGAAGGAGCGGGAUCCGGAGCGACAGAAGGAGAUUGCUUCAAAGGGUGGAUCUGGGGCGAGGGGUUAGGAAUGGAUCUAAAAGUUGUAAAAUGUAUCGGAUGAUUGGAUUGUUAAACAAUGCGCAAUCAAUAACUGUAAAUGUCGUA
Messenger RNA from Spizellomyces punctatus DAOM BR117, 568 nucleotides. RefSeq lists its product as uncharacterized. Bases 112 to 489 code for a protein of 125 amino acids. NCBI's taxonomy places the organism in Eukaryota, Fungi, Chytridiomycota, Chytridiomycetes, Spizellomycetales, Spizellomycetaceae. The record is from RefSeq and is a predicted model, not a curated record. The transcript is spliced from 3 exons.